This is a messenger RNA of Dictyostelium discoideum AX4, 357 nucleotides long. RefSeq lists its product as hypothetical. Bases 1 to 357 code for a protein of 118 amino acids. The transcript has a single exon. The record is from RefSeq and is a predicted model, not a curated record. NCBI's taxonomy places the organism in Eukaryota, Evosea, Eumycetozoa, Dictyosteliales, Dictyosteliaceae.
AUGGAUAUUGCACCAAUAUCACUUGGUAUUGAAACAGUUGGUGGAGUUAUGGCACCAUUGAUAUCAAAAGGCACACCAAUUCCGAUAAAGAAAUCACAAGUGUUUUCAACUUAUCAAGAUAAUCAUGAUCAAGUUUUAAUUAAAAUUUAUGAAGGUGAACAUUCAAUGACAAAAGAUAAUGGUUUAUUAGGUAAAUUUAAUCUUUCUGGAAUUUUACCAUCCCUUAAAGGUGUUCCAAAAAUUGAAAUAAACUUUAAAAUCGAUGUCAAUGGUAUUUUACAUGUAACUGCAUUUGACUUGAAAUCUGGAUCUGAACAAUCAAUUACAAUUUCAAAUGAUCAUAAUCGUUUUUCAUAA